CGCGGACGCCUCUGUUUACACCAAUUACCCAGCAUCCCCUUCGACUGGCCUUUUCUUCCAUCUACGCGGAACAAGCACAGGUGAAUCCACCUGAGGAAAACCACGAUGCCUGGAAGGUGAGUUUCUAUCUCCAGUUUGGGGUUCUGGUUGGUGGAGUUUCAGAUGAUCUCCUGCAGACUGUGGAGUAAGGCCAUCUUCACCGGCUACAAGCGCGGCCUGAGGAACCAGCGCGAGCACACGGCGCUGCUGAAGGUGGAGGGCUGCUACAGCCGUGACCAAGUGGACUUCUACCUGGGCAAACGCUGCGCCUACGUCUACAAGGCCAAAAAGAACACCGUCACGCCCGGCGGGAAGCCCAACAAGACCCGCGUGAUUUGGGGCAAAGUGACCCGGGCUCACGGAAACAGCGGGAUGGUCCGGGCCAAGUUCAGCAGCAACCUGCCAGCCAAAGCCAUCGGACACCGGAUCAGAGUGAUGCUGUACCCGUCCCGGGUGUGACGAGGAGCGAUCAUCAGGAUGUUUGUACAGAAAUAUGAAACUGAUCAAUAAACUGGUUGGGUCAAAGGUU
Molecule: messenger RNA, 568 nt
Organism: Oryzias melastigma (Indian medaka)
Lineage: Eukaryota; Metazoa; Chordata; Actinopteri; Beloniformes; Adrianichthyidae
Gene: rpl35a
Product: ribosomal protein L35a
Exons: 5
Coding region: 163-498 (111 amino acids)
Biological process (GO): cytoplasmic translation; ribosomal large subunit biogenesis
Cellular component (GO): ribosome; cytosolic large ribosomal subunit
Molecular function (GO): structural constituent of ribosome
Source: RefSeq, a predicted model, not a curated record